ACGGAAUCGUUCGGAACCAAGUACUCGCGAUGUCAAAACUGUGUUCGAGUCAUUUCGAUCGUGACGACUUCACGGUUACAGCCGUUCGACGUUUUCUCCGCCGUGACGCGGUACCGAGGAAUGCCGUGUUACCAGAUGCGCCAGUAGCAGCGGUCGAAGACAUCGAGGUGGAAGUGGUAACGGUGAACGACGUUGACUUGGUCGACGAACAGAACAAUGAUGAAGACUUGAUGGCCAACAUCGUUGUCGUCGAAGAACUGAUCGCCGCCCGAGUUACCGCACCGGCACCCGCCCGCUCAUUCAUCGGACCGAUGGAUCGCGUUUGUCCUCACUGCUGCGCGAGACAUUUCAUAGGUGAGCAUUAUAUUUGUUGUGGAGAUGGUAAAGUUUUGUUGACAGGUGACAGAGCGUUGCGAGAGGUUCCACUUGCACUGCGGAGGCUGCUCAGCGAAGACGGCCCGGAGAAUAGGCAUUUUCAGAACGAGGUCCGUCAGUACAACAAUGCCAUGGCGUUCGCGUCUCUGGUCACACAAGAUUUCCAGGCACCCCCAAGACGAGGACCCAGAACGUUCGUCAUGCACGGCCAAACGUAUCAUCUGAUCAGUGACGCGGCCGCCGGACCGGACGCCAUUCCACGGUUCUGUCAAUUGUACUUCGUGGACACGCGGUUGGCGACCCAGAGCCGCAUUCGAAACCCCGUCAACUCCGCGUGCAGACCGGAUCUUUUGGAGAGACUGGACAUCCUGCUGAGAGAGAUCAACCCGUACGCCCGAAUGUUCAUGUAUAUGACGGAAAUAUGGAACAGAGAACAGUUUGCGGCUGCGGUGGAAAAUCCGGCGAGACCGCCUCGGACUAUAAGUAUGUAUUUUGUACGCGAUUCCAGGGACCCGGGACGACGCAACGAGCCGGCCGUGCGUGAGAUUGCUGCAGUGUUCGUUGGAAACGACGGCAAUCCUCCGGAAAACGUGGACUUUGUUGUGUACGAUCGGAAUCCGAACCCCAACGUCAACUACCGGCGUAUACCUUCCACCAGCCGUCAUACCGACCCAUUGCUCUAUCCGCUAUUAUUUCCGCAUGGCGAACAAGGAUGGGCCACGUACAUGCCGCACGAAGGACCGCGCCGUACCCGUGUCAAUCAAAACGUUUCACCGAAAGAGUAUUCGUGUUAUCGUUUGGCCGUUCGUUACGACGGCUUAAACGAGCCGAACGCUCGGUUCAGUGCUAUCCAUAAUAGUCGAUUUUUGUUUCAGCAAUAUGCGUGUGACCAUUAUGUCAGAGUCGAGGCGAGCAGGUUGAGCUAUUUGCGAAACAACCAGGACCAGUUGCGCUCCGAAUCCUACCAGGGUCUGAUGGACCAUCUCGCCGUACAGGACGUUCCGCAGGAUCAGCAACACGCCGUUGGCCGUCGCGUCAUACUGCCCUCUUCCUUCGCAGGCAGUCCGCGUAGCAUGCAACUCAAUUAUCAAGACGCC
Sipha flava (yellow sugarcane aphid) is the source of this 1472-nucleotide messenger RNA. RefSeq lists its product as uncharacterized. The record is from RefSeq and is a predicted model, not a curated record. NCBI's taxonomy places the organism in Eukaryota, Metazoa, Arthropoda, Insecta, Hemiptera, Aphididae.